UCAGCCCAUGAUAUCUCGCCGUAGCAAAGAAGUCUCGUAUUCCUUGCCUACGGAGCUGCAGAGCUUCUAUCUUCACUUGGAUUAGUAGGAAUCGUUAUGAAAAUGGCUAACCUUUUGGCAGAUGGAGAACUGAAUGCCAAUCUUACAGAGCGCUUCCGCAGCAUGCCCUUCAACGCCUCCAGGAAUGUCUCUGUUCCGCACGAUGAUAUCCCCAUGUCUGAACCAUUCCGCGCCAACAACGACAUCCGAGAGUACUUCGAACUAGCUAAGAAACCUGUCACUGGAGGGGCAUGGCUGCAUAUGCCAGAGAUCCCGAACCCUUCGGAGGUUCUGUGCGAAAAAUCCGAAUCUAAGAACGACGAGGCGCUCAUUGAGGUUGACGAGAGAAUUCGUCCACACAAGCCCAAAGGUGCAUACGACGACAAUGAAGACUAUUUGAGGACCAAGUACGAGCUUCUACGUGAAGAUGCUGUUCGACCGCUCCGUGAAGCUAUCGACGAGGUUCGUGCCGAUCCGUUCAAGAAUGAAGCAGAGUACAGGAAUCAGAGCAUCGGAGUCUACGAUCCAGUUUAUAUCACGUCACUCGUAUUUUCGCCGCGAGGCUUAGCAACGCGGGUCGCCUUCUCCCUCGGCCGGGUCAAGAAGUACAUCCGAUGGGAGCAGUCGAAGAGGCUGAUCACUGGCACUCUUGUUGCCUUAUCCCCUACCGAUGAUGCAUUCCAGACCCAAUGUGUGCUCGCUAUAGUUGCGGCUCGUCCUCUCUCCGCACUAGAGCAGAACCCACCUGAGAUUGAUCUCUUCUUCGCGCGUCCAGAGGACCAGGAAAUAGAUCCUAUGCGCAAGUGGAUUAUGGUAGAGUGUCGAAGCAGCUUUUUCGAAGCAUCUAAACAUACACUGCUCGCUCUCCAACACUUGAUGAGGGAGCCAUUUCCGAUGUCCAAGUACCUGGUCCACGUCCAGAAAGAGGUAGACCCUCCGGCCUACAUCAAACAUAACCCUUACGUCAAUCUGAGCUCACUCGUAAGUAUCGAGGAGGGUAGAGAUUACGAGAAUGUGAAUAUACUGGAGGAUUGGCCCACAAAUUCCUCGCACUCGCUCGACAACUCUCAGAGCAGGGCAUUGAAGCGUAUACUAACAAGCGAAUUGGCCAUUAUACAAGGACCUCCAGGAACGGGAAAGACGUUUGUGUCUGUUGUCGCGCUCCAAAUUGCCUGCAACAAUUUGCGCAAAGAGGAUGCGCCUAUCAUUGUUACAGCUCAGACCAACCACGCUCUUGAUCAAUUGCUCCGCCAUACGUCACAAUUUGAACCCAAUUACAUUCGCUUGGGAGGCAGAAGCAAGGACAAGGAAAUCAAGAAACGAACUUUAUUCGAAGUUCGCUCAGAACUACCUCGACAAAAGCAGCCUGGCAGUCAGAAGGCGCAAGCCACUAUUGCGAUAAGGAAGUUGACUACUCAGCUUCAGGUUCUGCUUGCGCCUCUUGAAGUCAACAAGGUGCCGCUUGAUCACAAGCUCCUACGAAGUCUUGGACUGAUCACCCGGGAUCAAGCCGAAUCACUGGAGAUGGAAUCGCAAUGCACGAUGGGGGUUUCACCCUCUGAUAGUCCAGGGAUUCUAAUGGAACAGUGGCUGGGUAGAUGUCUCGCUCCAUGUGAUCGGCCAAUCGGUCCAGAACAGUUCGACUGGGGAUAUGAAGAAGACGACUUCGAGGUCGAACAACUGAAAGAGCUUGAGGCUGAAGCCGUGGCUCAGGAUGACGAUGAUAUUGAGGCAUUACCCGGACCACUGAUCCAACUCAGUGACAACUGGAAGGGUACAGGAAAUCUGCUGAGCAACGCCGACAUCCAAGAUAUCUUACGAAAAACGAAUGACUUGACGACAAUUCGUGUCGCCGAUCGCGGUACGAUCUACAACUACUUCAAACGCGAAGCCAAGAAACUCAUUGUUAUCGAAAUUCGCAGGCUCGCGAAACUUUAUCAAGAAGCAGUUGUACAGCGCAAGGUGGGUAUGUGGGAAGAAGAUGUACGUGUUCUCAGCAAGGCACGCAUCAUCGGCUGCACAACGACCGGUCUCGCAAAGUAUCGUGCUCUACUCUGCGCUCUCCGAACUCGGAUUUGUGUUGUAGAAGAAGCAGCAGAAACACUCGAGGCUCCUGUCACCGCUGCUUGUUUCCCUAGUCUCGAGCACCUCGUCUUGGUCGGUGAUCACCAACAGCUGCGCCCUCACACCCAGGUGCGUGCCUUUGAAGACAAACCAUACUUCCUGAACUUGUCACUCUUCGAGCGUUUAGUCUGUAAUGACGUCGCCUUCGAUACGCUUACCCGACAACGUCGUAUGAUACCUGAGAUACGACGACUGUUAUAUCCCAUCUACCAGGAUACACUCAAGGACCACAAGAGCGUAAAGGAUCUUAGUAACCGCCCGCCAGUCGAAGGCAUGGGUGGAAACAACAGUUUCUUCUUUUGUCACGACUGGCAAGAGACCCGCGAUACUUACAUGUCGGCGCUGAACCCAAUGGAAGCACAUAUGAUAGUCCAAUUUUUCGACUACUUGGUUCUGAACGGUGUCGAUGCUACCAAGAUUACGGUAUUGACCUUCUACAACGGUCAGCGCAAGGAGAUCAUGCGGAGGCUCCGGGCGCAUCCGAAUCUAUGUGGCGGAGUGCACGAUAUCCAGGUAGUAACCGUGGACAGCUACCAAGGCGAGGAGAACGAUAUCGUCCUACUUUCUUUGGUACGAUCAAACCACAAACAUUCCAUUGGGUUCCUGAACUCCGAGAACCGCGCCUGUGUCGCCCUUUCCCGAGCCAAACGAGGCUUCUACAUCUUCGGAAAUGCAGAGCUUCUUGCGUGCGAAAGCGGUACUUGGGCUUCAGUCAUUGAGAUAAUGUGGAGGAAUAAGAAGGUCAGGGUGACGACAGGCCAAGAGCGGCGGAUAGGUUAUCAGUUCCCGCUCGAAUGCAGCAACCAUGGACGCAAGAUAUGGUGCGAAGUGCCCGAAGACUUCGAACUUAUCAAGGGUGGAUGUGACAUCAAGUGCCAAGGGUCGUUGCCAUGCGGACAUCGCUGCCCAUACCCAUGUCAUCCCUUUGAACAUCACAGGAUCAACUGCACGCAGAAAUGCUCCAGGCGCCUUGAGACUUGUGGUCAUCCUUGUAUCGCGGAGUGUUGCGACCCGUGCAAGUGUCAUGUGUGCGACCGUCGCAGUGGUGGCGUCAAAUCGACUUUGAAACCAGUAAACGGGGCGGCACCGUUUCGCGGAGCCCGGCCAAACACGCAAAGCUUGAUGCUCGAAGACACGUUACCCGGCCCUGGAUCCUCUAAACGUGGUGUCCAGACCUAUGCGCCCACUCAACGCAUGACGACCCCGGGUCUAUCAGAUUGCACUACGGUACAGUGGGAUGUCUACGCUAAUGGCGGUGGUGUACAGGAAGACGAUGCACGUGCAUACGCGAAGAUGCAGGUGGAAGCCCUAUACUAUGCACAUCGAACAUCUACUCCUGGGACCGAGACUACAGGCGGCAAGCUGAUUGAGCUGUUGCCAGAGAAGGACGCAACUGUUUCCAAAAACAUGGGCUUGCUUCUUGAUCUUGACGUCGAACCAUUGGUCCCAGAGAGUCAUCCCCAAACGCCGCGGUCAUAUGCAAAUGCUGCGAAGCCCUACGUCAACCUUUUGGAUUGAAUGACUAUACGCAACAAUGGAGUUUUGGCGUGAUCAGUGCGUUCGUGCUUGAAGUGUACCGGUGGAUAGUUAUGUGCAAUCAUAUCGACGUGAACUAGGAGAACAUGCAUCGAUACAGGGCAUUGGUAGAAGGUAUGCAUAGCAACUCUAGCGCAAAGGACUCGUGUCCGGGGUAUAUA
Molecule: messenger RNA, 3860 nt
Organism: Alternaria alternata
Lineage: Eukaryota; Fungi; Ascomycota; Dothideomycetes; Pleosporales; Pleosporaceae
Exons: 4
Coding region: 103-3681 (1192 amino acids)
Biological process (GO): regulatory ncRNA-mediated heterochromatin formation
Cellular component (GO): nuclear RNA-directed RNA polymerase complex
Molecular function (GO): helicase activity
Source: RefSeq, a predicted model, not a curated record